GUAACUCUUUAAAAUAUGCUGGCUUUUUUUAAAAAAAAAAAACAAAACGGAAUUUCCUCUUUUGUUUUCUUUUUAGCACGAUCACGCACUGUGGGAGAACUCUUAGCCCCAACUUCUCCUUUUGACAAGAAGUGUGGACGUGAAAACUGGACCGUUGCAUUUGCUCCCGAUGGAUCUUACUUUGCUUGGUCUCAAGGGCAUCGCAUAGUGAAGCUGGUCCCCUGGUCUCAGUGCCUUAAUAACUUCUUGUUGCACGGCACAAAGAAUGUUGCAAAUUCUGUCAGCACAAGACUUCCAAGGCAGAAUAGUGACAGCGGUCAGAAAAAUAAGCCUUGUGAACAUAUAAUAGACUGUGGUGAUAUCGUCUGGAGCCUUGCUUUUGGGUCUUCAGUGCCUGAGAAGCAGAGCCGCUGUGUGAACAUCGAAUGGCACCGGUUCAAAUUUGGGCAAGACCAGCUCCUACUUGCAACAGGCUUGAACAAUGGGCGCAUCAAGAUCUGGGAUGUCUAUACAGGAAAACUCCUCCUUAACCUGAUGGACCAUACAGAGGUUGUUAGAGAUCUAACCUUUGCCCCAGAUGGCAGCCUGAUUUUAGUGUCUGCGUCCAGAGACAAAACACUGAGAGUGUGGGACCUGAAAGAUGAUGGAAAUAUGAUGAAAGUGUUGAGAGGACAUCAGAACUGGGUAUACGGUUGUGCGUUCUCUCCAGACUCCUCUAUUCUCUGUUCUGUUGGAGCUAGUAAAGCAGUUUUUCUCUGGGAUAUGGAUAAAUACUCCAUGAUACGGAAACUUGAAGGACAUCACAAUGAUGUUGUAGCUUGUGAGUUUUCUCCUGAUGGAGCUUUACUGGCUACUGCAUCUUACGAUACUCGAGUUUAUGUCUGGGAUCCACAUAUUGGAGUUAUUCUUAUGGAAUUUGGGCAUCUGUUUCCCCCUCCUACUCCAAUAUUUGCUGGAGGUGCAAAUGACCGAUGGGUCAGAUCGGUAUCUUUUAGUCACGAUGGACUACAUAUUGCAAGCCUUGCUGAUGAUAAAAUGGUUAGAUUCUGGAGAAUUGAUGAAGAAUACCCUGUACAAGUUGCACCUCUGAACAAUGGGCUCUGCUGUACUUUUUCUACUGAUGGCAGUGUUCUAGCUGCAGGGACCCAGGAUGGCAGCGUGUACUUCUGGGCAACUCCAAGACAAGUUUCCAGUCUCCAACAUCUAUGUCGCAUGGCGAUUCGAAGAGUGAUGCCCACCAGCCAAGUCAAGAACUUGCCUAUCCCAUCAAAAGUGGUGGAGUUCCUUUGUUACCAGAUUUGAAUUU
Egretta garzetta (little egret) is the source of this 1306-nucleotide messenger RNA. It is a transcript of the gene WSB1, whose product is annotated as WD repeat and SOCS box containing 1. Gene Ontology annotation, biological process: intracellular signal transduction. Bases 16 to 1302 code for a protein of 428 amino acids. Gene Ontology annotation, molecular function: protein binding. The record is from RefSeq and is a predicted model, not a curated record. The transcript is spliced from 8 exons. Lineage: Eukaryota; Metazoa; Chordata; Aves; Pelecaniformes; Ardeidae.